Messenger RNA from Columba livia (rock pigeon), 2360 nucleotides. It is a transcript of the gene GNAI3, whose product is annotated as G protein subunit alpha i3. NCBI's taxonomy places the organism in Eukaryota, Metazoa, Chordata, Aves, Columbiformes, Columbidae. Bases 148 to 1212 code for a protein of 354 amino acids. The record is from RefSeq and is a predicted model, not a curated record. Gene Ontology annotation, biological process: adenylate cyclase-modulating G protein-coupled receptor signaling pathway. Gene Ontology annotation, cellular component: heterotrimeric G-protein complex. Gene Ontology annotation, molecular function: G-protein beta/gamma-subunit complex binding; GTPase activity; G protein-coupled receptor binding. The transcript is spliced from 9 exons.
CCGUCGUGCCCCGCGGCGGGGCCACCGGAUAUCCGGCGCCGCCUCAGGGAGCCGCCCGGGCCGAGAGGCGCAGCCCCGCACGGCCCCGCUCCGCUCUCCGCCCGCUCCCGGCGGCCGGGCCGCCCGCCGGCCUUCUCCGCCGCCGCCAUGGGCUGUACGCUGAGCGCCGAGGACAAAGCGGCGGUGGAGCGGAGUAAAAUGAUCGACCGCAACCUGCGGGAGGACGGCGAGAAGGCGGCCAAGGAGGUGAAGCUGCUGCUGCUCGGUGCUGGGGAGUCUGGGAAAAGCACCAUUGUGAAGCAGAUGAAGAUUAUUCAUGAGGACGGCUACUCGGAGGAGGAAUGCAAACAGUAUAAAGUGGUUGUCUACAGCAAUACUAUCCAGUCCAUCAUCGCCAUCAUAAGAGCCAUGGGAAGGCUAAAGAUAGACUUUGGGGAAGUUGCCAGAGCUGACGAUGCCCGCCAGCUGUUCGUGCUCGCGGGCAGCGCGGAGGAAGGCGUGAUGACCGCCGAGCUGGCCGGCGUCAUUAAACGGUUGUGGAGGGACGGCGGGGUGCAGGCCUGCUUCAGCAGAUCCAGAGAGUACCAGCUCAACGACUCCGCCUCCUAUUACCUAAAUGACUUGGAUAGAAUAUCCCAGCCGACCUAUAUUCCGACUCAGCAGGACGUUCUGCGGACCAGAGUUAAAACCACGGGCAUCGUGGAGACUCACUUCACCUUCAAGGACCUGUACUUCAAGAUGUUUGACGUCGGUGGCCAACGGUCGGAGCGGAAGAAGUGGAUCCACUGCUUUGAGGGUGUGACGGCCAUUAUCUUCUGUGUGGCCCUCAGCGAUUACGACCUUGUCUUGGCUGAGGACGAGGAAAUGAACCGGAUGCACGAGAGCAUGAAGCUGUUUGACAGCAUCUGUAACAACAAGUGGUUUACGGACACAUCGAUCAUCCUCUUCUUGAACAAGAAAGACCUGUUUGAGGAAAAGAUUAAGAAGAGCCCACUCACAAUCUGCUACCCGGAGUACACGGGCUCCAACACGUACGAGGAGGCGGCGGCGUACAUCCAGUGCCAGUUCGAGGACCUGAACCGGAGGAAAGACACCAAGGAGAUCUACACGCACUUCACCUGCGCCACCGACACCAAGAACGUGCAGUUCGUGUUUGACGCCGUGACGGACGUCAUCAUCAAAAACAACCUGAAGGAGUGCGGGCUCUACUGAGCGGGAAGGAGGUUUUACGAUGCGGCGUUUAGAGAAGCGGGAUCUCCGCUGCCCAGUGGGGACGGCGGCAAGCGUGACCGGGACCAGGGUCGCCAACAGCAUGCGGAAACCGUCGCAUUCUUUAGCACAAUCUUCUGUAUUAGGGACCUUUAUUUUUUGUUUUCUUGAUAUGGGAUGUUGAAGUUUAGGUCGAGACGGGACAACUGUUAGUGUGACUAGAUCCUCCGGGCGUCGUUCGCAUGGCGUGAUCUCCAGUGUGUACAGCUCUUGUGAAGGGGAGGUGCUGGAUUCCAGACCUUUCGAUAUGUAGCUUUCUCUCUUUUUCUUGGGUUAACAAGCCACCACUAGUCUGGUUUUGAUGUUGUUUGUUUAUUUUUUUCCAUCAAGAAAACGAUAACUUUACUAAAAUUUUAUUUCUUUAUUUGCAAACAAAUGUUUUAAAAAUAAAAAACAAACAAACAAAUCACUUAACUAUGCACAUGUGACCAGAUCAUGCAGAACUAUUCCUCUUAGCAGGAACUCUUUGUUUUUAACACUUGGUAUGGUCAGGAUUUAAUAUUUCUGCAACUACUUAAAGGAUCCUUCGAGCUUUUGACGAUCGCUUCGGCUCCUUCGGCCGUGUCGUUUGUCGCGUCCUGCUCCCGUCCCCCUUCCGAAAGAAGCUCCUGCAGCAGGAUCAGCGAGGGCUUUUUAGCUUAUGGUUGGGGUGAACUUGGUUUACGCCGGUAUCCAAAUCCCGAUUUGUUCUGGGUAAAAUAGAGUCAACUUUGCGGUGAGCGCAUCCAUUGGAGAGAUGGGAUGGGAUGGGAUGGGAUGGACCCCGCUGCGCCAGAGCUGCUCAAACCAACCGCUUGAGGUUCUUGUGCAUUUUUCAGUCGAAGCCGGUGGGUGGUUUUGCACCUCGUUCUGCAUUUACCAAGGGCCUUUUCUGUUCCGAGCCUCCUCAGCUGUAUUGACGCGCAUGCCUUUACUUUGUAUAUGUGGUGCCAAAUCCCCGUUUGCCGGCGUUUUUACCAUAGUGCCGUUCCUAACCGGCCCGUACAUUCCUUUGCCGAACCGUUGCACCCCGACUCUUUCUCCCCAGUUUGUCAUGUGUACAGUUUCAAUCUGUUCUAGUUGUUGGCAGUAUUAAAAAUGGUGAGUAAACA